Messenger RNA from Lentinula edodes (shiitake mushroom), 1105 nucleotides. RefSeq lists its product as uncharacterized. Bases 430 to 1059 code for a protein of 209 amino acids. Lineage: Eukaryota; Fungi; Basidiomycota; Agaricomycetes; Agaricales; Omphalotaceae. The record is from RefSeq and is a predicted model, not a curated record. The transcript has 5 exons.
UUCUUAUAAUCAACUUUAUCAGGUCCAAUCUAUCCAGUGAACAGCAUAUGGCCCGUCCAUCAUUUUCGUAGCUACGUCCUUAUGAUGGACCUCUAGUGGCUUUCCGUGCAACCUCUCAUCACAGUAUCAGAUGAGUAGCUACCGCAUCAUCAAACAACAGCCAAGCGGGAAGUACAGCGAUGAAGAUGCAGUGGUGAAUGGGAUCGAUCCACCGUCGUAUUCAUCUUUCAUCUUUAAGUCUCCUAUCUGCUCGUCGCACAUCUAGUUUGAUUCAUAUCUCGAGAAUCAUAUACCUAGAUCGAGAACUUGAAUCGCGGGCACCUCAUCAACUUUCAACCACCAUCUCUGUCCUCUCACUUCCGAUUCUUUCUUCCGAUGUUAUUGUUCAUGCUUUCACUUUGGUCAGUGACCUGCAAAAAAUAAUCUUCUAUGCUCAAGAAAUUUCAAAGGUUAUUAUCGGCUGCACAUGAUUCGAGUAACCUCGUCUCUGCCCUAGCAGCCCAGGGUAUGGCUAUGGGUAGUGGCAGCGAAACCACAUCGACUUCCGCACCGUUCAAUUUUGAACCUAUCACCGAUCCAGUCACCCCGAACGAAGUCAUAACAGCAACAGUUUCAGGAAGCCCACCUCCCUUCCGCGUAGUUUUUUCCAACUCGAAAGAUGGGGCAUUAGUGACUGCAACUCCGACUAUAAUCGCCAGCUACUUUCCCAUUUCAACUGAGUCGGAUCGGGCAGGAUUCAGCCUAACUGUGCCAUCAUUGAGCGUCGGUGAAGAUGUCGUGUACAUUGAAUACAUUUCGAGCGAAACCACUCCAUUUUCUAUUAAUACUUUUCCGUUUGCUAUCGGUACAGUACUGCGAGUCUACGUACUUCAAGUACUACAACCAGUAGUGGAGGAUUGUCGAACAACUCUGCAUUUGCCACGGAGUCUCCAUCAACCACGGACCCUUCAUCAACCACGCACUCUUCAUCAACCACGGACUCUUCAUCAGUCCCCGCUGCGUCGCCUUCCCCGCUUUCCGCAGCGCGAAAACCUAAGAAAUCCAACAUACCCGCUAUAAUAGGCGGCGCAAUUGGAUUGGUUGUCUCUAUUCUAAUCGCGAGUCU